GGCAGGCUGAGAACAUCCUUCGACAAGGAAUGGAUGCUGUCCACGGCUCUUGGCAGGGGGUGCCUGGCACCAACGGUGGCUGGGGGACAUCCGGGGGCCACGGCUAUCAGGGUGGCCUCAACGGUGCUGGAGGCUACAACCAGGGCAAUCCUGGAGGGCCAGGAACCCCCUGGGCCCAGGGGCACUUUGCAGGCUCCGACGGCAGCUAUGGAGGCAACUCUCAGGGACGACCCUGGGGUCCAGGAGGCAACGGAGGACCGUACAACAUGGGGACGAACCCUCAGGGAGCCGUGGCCCAGCCUGGUUAUGGCUCAAUGAGAGGCAACAACAACCCCAAUUCAGAGUGCACCAACCCCCCGCCGUCCGGCUCCGGUGGCAGCUCUGGCAACUCGUGGGGAACCAGGGAAAAUGGCGGCAGCAAUGGCAAUGGAGGUGGCAGCGACAGCGGCAACAAUGGUGGCAGCAAUAGUGGCAGUAAUGGUGGCAGCAAUAGUGGCAGCAAUAGUGGCAGCAAUGGUGGCAGCAAUAGUGGCAGCAAUGGUGGCAGCAAUAGUGGCAGCAACAGCAAUGGCGGCAGCUCUGGGUCCAGCUGGGACCGACCCUUAGACAAUUCUAGGAAUUUUGAUCAAGGCAGCUAUGCAGACUCCCAGGGCCCCAACUCUGGCUCUUCCUCCGGUGGCAGAGGUGGAAAUGGUGGUGGAAACAUACCCGGGUGUGAAAACUCAGGGAAUGAGGUGCGCGUGUCCGCAGGAUCUGGGGGCCAGGGAUACAAUCCUCAGGGCUUCAGAGGAGGACCAGGAGGCCCCAGUGGCUCUGGCGACAUCAGGGAAAUAAGCAAUCGCUUUGUUGGGGGCCCCCAAGGCAACUACCAGGGACAGGGACAAGGGUAUGGUGGAGGAAGUGAAGCUGCCAAUGGAUUAAAUACCUUGAAUUCGCAGACAGCUCCUGGGCUCUUCAACUUGGACACUUUCUGGAAUAAUUUCAAAUCCAAAUUGGGCUUUAUUAACUGGGAUGCCAUCAACAAGGGCCAUGCCCCACCCCCCAGCACGCGAGCCCUCCUGUACUUCAGCCGACUCUGGGAGGAUUUCAAACACAACACUCCUUUCUUGAACUGGAAAGAAAUUACUCAGGGUGCUGAGGCGGCAUCGCUCCAGAAGCGGUCAAGCGGUUCUGAUGAUGAUGACUCGCCAUUGGACAAUGAUGCACACGUGACUUCAACGAACAAUAAAGCCCCUGCCCUCGGGGAGAGGACUUCUCCUGAGACACUGUCCGCUGACUGAAAGGAGGUGGAAAACCAACCAGCUCUUCCCUCACAUUCCUCAGCUUCCCGGGCACAACCUGACCUCUUGCAGUGUGUGAAGUUUUGGUAGAAAAUGACGUCCACUGGGGACCGAGGCCCUGGGCAGCAUCCCCUGUAGCGAGCCUAGCUGUGCCCUUCAGCCCCGGUGCCACCUGGUGUGGGUGCCGACACCUGCUUUUUCUAAGAUGGGGCCUGGUCUGCCUCCCCCUUGCUCCUCCCUGCUCCGCGGCAGUGUCUUCACUACCAUUGGGCUCUUUGGGCAAACCAGCCACUUUCUUCACAUGCUCCAUUUUGUGACCUGAAGCCAUGGUGACGAUUCUUCAGGAGCCUCCUACUUUUGCAUUUCUCUGCGGAAAUAAAACAUAAAUCUU
Messenger RNA from Talpa occidentalis (Iberian mole), 1671 nucleotides. It is a transcript of the gene DMKN, whose product is annotated as dermokine. The transcript is spliced from 21 exons. Lineage: Eukaryota; Metazoa; Chordata; Mammalia; Eulipotyphla; Talpidae. The record is from RefSeq and is a predicted model, not a curated record. Gene Ontology annotation, biological process: cornified envelope assembly. The coding region runs from base 30 to 1280 and encodes 416 amino acids.